GGCGAACGUCAUUGGUUCUUACCUGUGGAUCUAACCAAUUAAGCAUCAAAUCAUCUAAUCAUCGAAGAAAAUAUGUUGCAACCUUUUAGCUCAUGACUGUACACUUCAUACAUUGUACACAAAACACGUGUUUUCAAUUGAUUUAAUGGUAAUUACCCAGAAUGCCCCUACCACCUCCGAUUUUGAAGAAAUUAGGUUCAUUCAACGCAUUUUUGCACGAAACGAACGAAUAUGGCAGAAAAAAGUGUCACUCUGCCCCGCGAACCAAGAUAUCAAGCAUUAAAAUUGACGACUAUUGAGCUUCGCAGUGGUCUACGAUAUCGGCGCGGCUUAUCAUUGAAUGAUAGUAAACACAAACAGGGUUAAAGCUACCGUACUUAAAUAUCAUAAGAAAAUGGUUAUCUUGAAGUUUUACAAGGCGCCGGGUCUAAAGACAGGCCAGCUGAAGAAUAAACUACACAAGGUGUCGCAAAUCGAAGCCUCGGUAACCGAUCUUGAGACUGAAUUGUGUUAUUACGUGGAAACACUCGAAUCACUCCAGGAAGAUGAGAUUCGAGUAUUAAAAUGGAUCUUGUCACCUAUCUUUGAAGGAGGAUUGCGAUGCGAUAGUGUGUUUAAUGAGACUCAAAGUGCUACUAUUAUUGAAAUUGGGCCUAGAUUGAAUUUUUCCACUGCAUUUUCUACUAAUGUAGUUUCCAUAUGUAAAACUGUGAAAUUAAAUAAAGUAACAAGAAUAGAAGUGGCUAUUAGAUACAGGAUUAAACAUAAAGGAAGCCUUAACAAAGAAGUAGAGAACGCCAUUGUAGAAGUGUUAGGAGAUAGAAUGACAGAAUGUAGAUACAUAAAACCUAUUGAAACAUUUGAUCAUGGCUUUAGGCCAGAGAAAUGGUUUGAAGUUGAUGUAAUUAAAAAAGGCAGGAAAGCUUUGGAAGAAGUUAAUCAGAAAUUGGGUUUGGCAUUUGAUGAUUGGGAUUUAGAUUUUUAUACAGAAUUAUUUUUGCGAAAAUUAAAACGUAAUCCAACUAGUGUAGAAUGUUUCGAUCUUGCUCAAUCUAACAGUGAACAUAGUCGGCACUGGUUCUUCAAAGGACGUAUUAUUUUGGACGGCAAAGAAAAAGAAGAAUCUCUAAUUGACAUGAUUAUUGAUACUCAAAAUUAUUCUAAUCCAAACAACGUGAUUAAAUUCAGCGACAAUAGUAGCGCGAUAGAAGGAUUUCAAAUUUUGGUUUUACGUCCUACAAAAACUUAUAAGUGCAGCAACUUUCAUCUCGAAGACAUCAAACAGCAUCUCAUUUUUACCGCUGAGACGCAUAAUUUUCCAACUGGCGUGGCACCUUUCAGUGGCGCCACAACGGGUACUGGAGGUCGACUAAGAGACAUCCAAGGAAUUGGUAGAGCUGGAUAUUACAUAGCAGGCACCGCGGGUUACAGUGUCGGUAAUCUGUGUAUUCCAGGCUAUGAUUUGCCGUGGGAAGAGAAGGAUAAAGUUUAUCCCAAUAAUAUGGCAUCGCCGUUGGAAAUAAUUAUUGAGGCAAGCAAUGGUGCUUCUGAUUAUGGAAACAAAUUUGGAGAACCUGUAAUAUCCGGCUUCGCUCGUUCUUAUGGAGCGACAGACGAUGAAGGAGUUAGACGAGAAUGGAUCAAACCUAUAAUGUUUAGUGGAGGAUUAGGAACCAUGGAUGCGAAUAUGGCUAAGAAAAUUCCAGCGGAGCGAGGUAUGGAGGUAGUCAAAAUUGGUGGACCGGUUUAUCGAAUUGGUGUAGGCGGCGGAUCAGCAAGUUCUAUGGAAGUGCAAGGUGAUAACAGCAUGGAAUUGGAUUUUGGUGCUGUGCAACGUGGCGAUCCUGAGAUGGAGCAAAAGUUGAAUCGCGUUGUGCGAGCGUGCGCAGAAAUGGGUGAUAGCAAUCCGAUCCUUAGCAUUCAUGAUCAAGGUGCUGGAGGGAAUGGCAAUGUCUUAAAAGAAUUAGUGGAACCUGCAGGUGCCGUAAUUUUUACGAAAAACUUCGACCUUGGCGAUCCUAGUAUCAGCACAUUGGAACUCUGGGGUGCAGAGUACCAGGAGAGCGACGCUAUUUUAUGCAAGUCGGAGGACAGCGAUUUGCUGAAGAAAAUUGCUGCUCGUGAAAAAUGUCCAAUCAAUUUUGUCGGCACUGUUACAGGAAAUGGGAAAAUCGUUGUUUCUGAAGAAGAGGAUUAUGAUAUUUCAAAAUAUCUUAAUGACGAAGAUAAGAAUCUAGACAGCAGUAAGCAUCCUGUGAAUCUAGAGCUGGAGGUAAUUCUUGGAAAAAUGCCUCGCAAGGUUUUCAAUUUGCAUAACAUACCAUUGCAGAGAUCUCCAAUAAAAUUGCCUGAUGAAUUAACUGUAUUUAACGUAUUGGACAGAGUUUUACGGCUUCCUUCGGUAGCUAGCAAGCGGUAUUUAACGAACAAGGUAGAUCGUUGCGUAACUGGUUUAGUGGCUCAGCAGCAAUGCGUUGGUCCAUUGCAUACUCCCCUGGCAGAUGUUGCUGUGACAGCCAUUUCGCAUUUUUCCACAAAGGGCAUCGCAACUUCCAUUGGCGAACAGCCGAUUAAAGGAUUAGUGAACGAAGCGGCAGGCGCUCGAAUGACAGUAGCCGAGGCUCUCAGCAACCUGGUGUUUGCGCGUAUUUCUGCAUUGCGAGACGUCAAAUGUAGCGGCAAUUGGAUGUGGCCAGCGAAGCUUCCAGGCGAAGGCGCGGCACUUUACAAGGCGUGCUCGGCAAUGUGUUCACUGAUGAAAGAACUUGGGAUCGCAAUCGACGGCGGUAAGGACUCGCUCAGUAUGGCUGCACGUAUCAACAAGGAUAUUGUCAAAGCGCCGGGUACUCUUGUCGUAUCUUGCUACGCACCAUGUCCUGACGUUCGUCAGAUAGUCACUCCAGAUCUCAAAGCUCCCGCCAUGGGACAACAGGGUUGUCUACUCUUUGUUGAUUUGUCUUGCGGAAAGAAUCGGCUCGGUGGAACUGCCCUGUCUCAAGUCUAUUGUCAAUUGGGCAACGAUGCGCCAGAUGUCGAAGAUGUGCAAAUUCUCAAAAAUGCCUUUAAUGCUACGCAGCAACUAAUCGCCGAUGAGAAAGUCCUUGCAGGUCACGAUAUCAGCGAUGGUGGACUAAUUACGUGCCUUCUAGAAAUGUGUUUCGCUGGAAUCUCAGGGAUAAAUGUUAAUAUAACUCAUAAAUCUGCACCUGCCAUUGAUAUUUUAUUUUCCGAAGAAGUCGGCUGGAUAUUAGAGAUCAGCGAGGGAUAUCAAGACGAAGCGAUACAAAUGUUUCAAAGCUAUGGAGUACCAGUAUAUCUGAUCGGAAGGUCUGUGGGUCUUGGCAUGACCUCGAAGGUGAUCAUUAAAGUUCAAAAUGAGAUUGUACUGAACACUACAGUAAUCGAUUCGAUGAACAUUUGGGAAGAAACUAGUUAUCAGCUAGAACACCAUCAAACAAAUGUUACUUGUGCCUUGGAAGAGUUUUUCAGACUAAGAGAACGAACUGUUCCAGCCUAUCGUCUGAGUUUCGAUCCUACUAGAUCUCGACCUAUACCAAAAGAUCCAUCAGCGCAUGUCAAAGUAGCUGUCAUACGAGAGGAAGGUAUUAAUGGCGAUAGAGAAAUGGCGGCUUCUCUAUUGGAAGCCGGUUUCGAUGUUUGGGAUGUUACGAUGCAAGAUUUACUGGAAAAUCAAAUCAAAUUGGAAAUCUUUAGGGGUGUUAUUUUCCCCGGUGGUUUUAGCUAUGCCGAUGUUUGUGGUUCCGCCAAAGGAUGGGCUGCCAGUUUCCUUUAUCAUCCUUCUCUACGUGAGCAAUUACAGCAAUUUGUGGCUCGUGAAGAUACUUUUAGUUUGGGUGUUUGCAAUGGUUGUCAAUUGAUGAGUUUAUUAGGCUGGGUAGGCGACGAGGACACUAAAGACGAGGAUGGACCAGGGAUUUGUUUGGAUCACAAUCUCUCGGAGAGAUUCGAGUGCAGAUGGACCACCGUUAAAAUCGAAAAUUCACCAUCGAUCAUGUUAAAGGGCAUGCAGAAUAGCGUGCUAGGUGUAUGGGUGGCUCAUGGAGAAGGGAGAUUUACUUUUCGCGAGGAAGUUCUAAAAACUCUCGAGCGAAAUAAAUGCUUACCAAUCAGGUACACGGAUGAUCAUGCCAAUCCAACUGAACGCUAUCCUAUGAAUCCGAAUGGUAGUGUAAAUGGUAUUGCUGGCAUAUGUUCGAAAAAUGGACGACACCUGGCGAUGAUGCCGCAUCCGGAAAGAUGCACGCGAAUAUGGCAAUGGCCUUGGAAACCAGUAGGAUGGAACUAUGAAGCCUCGCCAUGGCAGCGACUUUUCGACAAUGCAUAUACCUGGUGUCAAGAAUGCAAUUAGAUUGUCUGAUAAAUCUCAAAUUUAAUAAUAUAUUUAAUCGAAAAACUUUAA
Messenger RNA from Solenopsis invicta (red fire ant), 4420 nucleotides. RefSeq names its product phosphoribosylformylglycinamidine synthase (gene Pfas). The record is from RefSeq and is a predicted model, not a curated record. NCBI's taxonomy places the organism in Eukaryota, Metazoa, Arthropoda, Insecta, Hymenoptera, Formicidae. The transcript is spliced from 7 exons. The coding region runs from base 341 to 4369 and encodes 1342 amino acids. Gene Ontology annotation, molecular function: phosphoribosylformylglycinamidine synthase activity. Gene Ontology annotation, biological process: 'de novo' IMP biosynthetic process.